This is a messenger RNA of Penicillium taxi, 1389 nucleotides long. RefSeq names its product proteasome regulatory particle base subunit RPT5. The record is from RefSeq and is a predicted model, not a curated record. The transcript is spliced from 3 exons. Gene Ontology annotation, biological process: proteasome-mediated ubiquitin-dependent protein catabolic process. Bases 1 to 1389 code for a protein of 462 amino acids. Lineage: Eukaryota; Fungi; Ascomycota; Eurotiomycetes; Eurotiales; Aspergillaceae. Gene Ontology annotation, cellular component: proteasome regulatory particle, base subcomplex. Gene Ontology annotation, molecular function: ATP hydrolysis activity; proteasome-activating activity; ATP binding.
AUGUCGACUCUUGAGGAUCUCGACGACCUUGAGCGCGAAACCCAAGACAAGAAGGAAGAGCAGGGCGAUGGCGAUGGCAAGAAGCCCGUCGGUGACGGCGAUGAAGAAAUGAAAGAUUCUGACAAGAAGGAUGAUGGAGAGGAGCUGAUUGAUGAAGAAAUUCUGCACUCAAGCACGGCAGACAUCGUCAAGCGGAGGCGAAUGCUGGAGAACGAGAUGCGGAUCAUGAAGAGCGAGUUCCAGCGCUUGACACACGAGCAAAGCACAAUGCGAGACAAGGUCAAGGAUAACCAAGAAAAGAUCGAAAACAACAGACAACUACCGUAUCUUGUUGGAAACGUUGUCGAGCUAUUGGAUCUUGACGUAGAGGCCGAGGCAGCUGAGGAAGGGGCCAAUAUCGACCUGGACGCCACACGUGUGGGCAAAUCUGCCGUCAUAAAGACCUCCACCCGCCAAACCAUCUUCCUUCCCCUCAUUGGUCUCGUCGAUCAUGAGACACUCAAGCCCGGUGACUUGAUCGGUGUCAAUAAGGAUUCAUAUCUCAUUCUGGACACACUACCAGCCGAGUAUGACAACCGCGUUAAGGCCAUGGAGGUGGACGAGAAACCAACGGAGAAGUACACGGAUAUUGGUGGUCUGGACAAGCAAAUUGAGGAGAUUGUAGAGGCCAUUGUAUGGCCGAUGAAGGAGGCCGAGCGCUUCAAGAAGAUUGGCAUCAAGGCCCCGAAGGGAGCUUUGAUGUACGGUCCCCCAGGAACCGGUAAGACACUUCUGGCACGAGCCUGUGCUGCUGAGACGAACGCAACAUUCCUCAAGUUGGCCGGACCACAACUGGUGCAAAUGUUCAUCGGAGACGGAGCCAAGCUGGUGCGUGAUUGCUUCGCACUGGCCAAGGAGAAGGCCCCCUCAAUCAUCUUCAUCGACGAGCUAGACGCAGUAGGCACAAAGCGAUUCGACUCCGAAAAGUCCGGUGACCGUGAAGUGCAGCGUACCAUGCUGGAACUUCUGAACCAGUUGGACGGCUUCGCCUCAGAUGACCGUAUCAAAGUCCUGGCCGCGACUAACCGUGUCGAUGUGCUUGAUCCCGCCCUUCUUCGAUCCGGUCGUCUGGACCGCAAGAUCGAGUUCCCUCUCCCCAAUGAGGAGGCUCGUGCCAACAUUUUGCAGAUCCACUCCCGCAAGAUGUCUGUGGAGGAUAGUGUUAACUGGGCCGAGCUGGCUCGCAGCACAGACGAGUUCGGUGGUGCCCAACUCAAGGCUGUUUGCGUUGAGGCUGGUAUGAUCGCGUUGCGUAAGGGUAUGACCAAGGUUGGCCAUGAGAACUACGUCGAUGCUAUUUCCGAAGUCCAGGCCAAGAAGAAGGAUAUCAACAUGGGUAUUUACGUCUAG